GGGGUGUCAGAAUUUUGGUGCAGUCCGUGCGCUGUGCAUCUGAUGCAGGGAAUGUGAAACACUUCUGAAUACCUGCUAAAGAGUCUGCUGUCAGACAGAAGAUGCCUUGCAGGUCUCUUUCAAACUAUAUUUUCCUCUGGACUCUAUCCAUCUCUUUUCUUACAACAUCAAUGGUACUUGCAGCCUCUGACAGGGGAGGAAGAAAAAUUGUCCACGUGCUUGAGGAUGAAACAGGAGAGGUGAUUGUACAAACAGCCCCAGGUAUAGUGACCACACAUCGGGGAGGAACUAUAAUCUUGCCAUGCAGGUAUCAUUAUGAAGACUCUGGAGAAGAGCCAGGGCAGAUCCGCAUCAAGUGGUCCAAGAUCACUGACCAACAUUCUUUCACUGAUGUUCUUGUUUCUCUGGGGAAGGAGAGGAGAAUAUUCAGCCCCUAUAAAAACCGUACCUCAUUGCAGGAAAGUGGGCCAGGAGAUGCUUCUCUGGUCAUUCACAAUGUUACCCUUGAUGAUUAUGGAAGGUAUGAAUGUGAGGUGACCAACGAGUUAGAAGAUGACACAGGAAUGGUCAAGCUGGACUUGGAAGGUGUCAUUUUCCCAUAUCACCCCCGGCUGGGACGUUAUAGUAUGAAUUUCCAUCAAGCUCAGCAGGCCUGUAAGGAGCAAGAUGGUAUCCUUGCUUCCUUUGACCAGCUCCAUGAGGCUUGGUUGGGUGGAUUAGAUUGGUGUAAUGCUGGUUGGUUACAAGAUGGCUCUGUACAGUAUCCUAUCUCAAAACCAAGAGAUGAGUGUGGCAAAAAAGACACAGCCACAGGAGUAAGGAACUAUGGAUACAGACACAAGGAUAAUGAGCGUUAUGAUGCAUUUUGCUUCACAUCCAACCUCAACGGAAAAGUCUAUUUUCUUAAAACCUACCGCAAGAUGAGUUUUCCAGAGGCAUCUAAAGUCUGCAAAGACAAAGGGGACUCACUGGCCAAGGUUGGCCAACUUUAUGCUGCCUGGAAGCUGCAACUUUUGGACAGAUGCGAAGCUGGUUGGUUGGGGGAUGGCAGUGUUCGUUAUCCUAUUGUAAAUCCACGAGCACGUUGUGGUGGUUCUGAACCUGGAGUAAGGUAUUUAGGGUUCCCUAGUAAGAAAUACAAACUGUUUGGUGUUUACUGUUAUAGGGGGGCAAAAGAAAAAGAACCACAGGAGAAGGUUACAGUGGACACUAACAAUCUGAAAAAUAUCCAGGUGUAAUCAGCAUGCUUUGUUACAUCUAGGUAACUGCCACAUUUAAGGAAAUGAAGAUGCAAAAUAUAUUUAAAGCAGGUGCUUCCAUAUAGGGGUGAGUUCUGAAUUAAUUAAGAGAUUAAUCACAUCAUGCUUAGGCCAUGUGCUGAAUGUGCUCGGUUGUGCAGUGCUUUACUGUUAACUGGAGACUGCUGAAUGUUAUCAUUUAUAGUUCAUUAAUUUGUAACUAAAUUUAAAAGAGAAUUGACCAAAACAGAAGGAGAAAUGUAGAGAGGUAGAUUGAGGAGACUUCCUAAAUGACAUUCCUAUGGACUGCUAUUCAUCCAUAGAAUGUCUCAGUCACUCAGGUCAGUUGAAAGGCUGGUUAGAUAGAGAGAAACAUAUAGUAGUAAUAUUGCAUUGCAGGCUGUACACUGUUAUGGUAUACACCUACAUAGGUACCACCACAUAACAAAGCAAGAUAUUAUUUAAUCCACUGGAUGUCUACCUUCUGACAGUGGGAUACUGUAUGUACAAUUCAGUACUACAUCAUGUAUACAAAUGGUGGGCAGGCCCAAAAACACAACAAUAGCUACAAGGGCUUGAGGAAAGACCUCAGGGACCUUGAGAAUAUAUUGUUUUAUAUAAGGCAUAUUUAUCAGUGAGUAAGGCUGCUAAUUUUUCAUUGGCAUGAAAAAAGAAAAUUAAAUAUUAGCGGCAUUCUAAUAUGAGUGUUCUCUGUCAAGUACAGUGUAUGUAGACCUUUCCAGGAAGAGAUACUAUAGUUGGACUACAGGGCAUUAACUGCUGAUUAAACCUAAACAUGCACUGCAGAUACGAACUGUGAUCAGAAGGCUACAAACUAAACUUCUGAAUGAUGAAUUGCUCUGCAUGAUGUAUUAUGCAAAUAAUUUGCAUGGCUUAGAGCUUCUCAUCCCACAAGAGUAAAGGGUAAACUGCAAUAAAUUGGUAGAAUGGCCAAUCAUGCUAAUGUCCCCAUGCACAGGGAGUAUUUUGUUAUUAAUGAGUUUAUUGAAAUUGAACAAUAUGUGUUGUGUUGGCAUCGCAACCAGCCCUGUGGAACAUUUAUAGUAGAUUCUUAAGCAGGACCUGAGACAGCAUGUUCCACAACCAUCAUCAAAAAAUCAGCUGAUGUCAUGUGUCACAUCCCUUACAGGGAUUAGAAUUAGAAUAUAGAGUAAUCAGUAUAAAAGCUGUUAAGGGCUUGUUAUGAUGCUACUGUCAAAUGAAGUAUUAUAUGACAGUAAUCUAUAUGUAUGUAUUAAACAGCCACUAUUAAUUAACUAUACAUUUACUAAUAGAUAACAUGAAAACAUAAAUAUGUGUGUUGUAUCUAAUGAAGUGAGUCAGGAGAGGCGAGCCAUCCCGACAGAUGAAGCCAUGUCUUUAGAAUUUGUUUUAUACACUAAUGAGAGCACCCCUUGAUAUUGAAAUGUGUAAUGACACUGAUGAAAAAAACUACAAAGAGAAGUCAAUUUUGCAUUAAAAACUUGAGUGUGAAUGUGUGACUAAAUAUGUCAUACAUCAAGGCUGUGGCUUGACACUUGGAUCCAAUUAUUUUAAUCACAACACAGAACUACUGAUAUAGAUGUGAAAAUACUGCGGAAGUGUGAAGGUAUAAAGUUAUGAGGAGAAAUCAAAGGAACAUUAUAAAGUUUUAAAAAAAAUGCUGAAUCGCAUAUUUAUAGAAACAAAUGGCAAAACACUGGUUAGAAACCAAUUGUGAAAAAAGUUCAAAGAGGAGCAUGUUCCAUGUUCUGUCUGUUGGUUAGAUUGGAAAUCUCCUUUGUGCUGACUGAGACAACAUAAAAAUGACUUAUGGGGAAUGUCAUAUGUUUUGUUAGCACAAAAAAGUUUGCAAAGAUCAUUGUGAAUGUUAGUGACUGAGAUUUACAUUGUUUGGGUAACUUUUGGCUGAUUUCAGACCUCUACAAUUUCCGUGCAAAGUUUGCCAACAAAUGGCUUUUGCUAAGGUACACAGUGUAUGUAAUAAAAUGUAAUAAAAGCGUUUUUAGCGCAAAAUAACUCCAGAGCAGCGUUAACGAUAACCUUUGCUUAGCAAUAAUAAGCAAUGUAAUGUUCGCCAGAGAAUGAUUUUACAGUGCAAGCAGCUAAACAUUCGCAAAAAUAUGAUUUUAAACAUCACUUGUGAUUUUUAUGGCAUUACCCCAUUUCUAUCUUAUCUAGAUGAGAAAAGCACACUUGGAUGCCACAACUUGUGGUUUUUGCCAAACUUUUAAUUGUACUACUGUAUGUACUAAUAAAUAUUUGUUUAGAAUAAAGCUUGUUAUGGCAAUCUUC
This is a messenger RNA of Xenopus laevis (African clawed frog), 3533 nucleotides long. RefSeq names its product hyaluronan and proteoglycan link protein 4 L homeolog (gene hapln4.L). Bases 102 to 1238 code for a protein of 378 amino acids. The transcript is spliced from 5 exons. The record is from RefSeq and is a predicted model, not a curated record. Lineage: Eukaryota; Metazoa; Chordata; Amphibia; Anura; Pipidae.